AUGGACAAGGCACUGAAGUCAGAGAUAGAAGGGGUAGAGGAGAUUGAGUCAUGUUUUAUAGCACCCAGUGAGGACACGCCUAGACAAGGGCUCUGGCUCUCUCCCCUCGACAUCGUCCUGGCCAACAGAGGCCAUACCCCUAAUGUUUACUUCUACCGACGUGAUGUUGUUGCUGCCAGCGUGCAAUGCCGAGGGUGCACUCUUCGUCGUGGCCCCAUAUCUACCAAGAUCUUCACCAUCUCUGUGCACCAGCUUGUAGCCCUUAAACGAAUCUGUUGUGGCAUGAGCACAUUUUGUGCCGUGAGCGCCCUUGUAUGGCAGUGCAUGUGUGUUGCUCGGCAGCUGCCUCUAGACGCCGAGACACGCGUCACCUUCCCAGUCAACAUCCGACGCCGUGUAACGCCACCUCUCCCAGACCGCUACUUCGGCAAUGCACUUGUCAUCAUGAAAGUGGCCUCCACGGUGAGGGACGUUGUCUUGGGGACAUUGGCUGCAAGUGCUGGCCAAAUAAAGAGCACAUUGGGCCGCCUUGAUGGUGAGAUGUUGCAGUCAGUGAUAGACUACAAUGAGAUAGCAGGGAUGUCCAACAAGCCUGCGAAAGGAAACCUACCAGAUACAGAACUGCGAAUGAUUGGUUGGCUAGGCAUGCCUGUUUACGACGUGGAUUUUGGGUGGGGGAAGCCGGAGAUGAUGUCUCGUGCAGAGUCUGUGCGCAGCGGUUUCGUUUAUAUGAUGGAUGGCACCGACAACGAUGGGGGUGGCGUGCGCGUGCUCAUGUGUAUGGAGGCACGAAAGAUGGAGGAGUUCGAGCGACUGCUUUAUGCCAAGUUUGUGCAAUGAGGAAACUAGCUAUCUAGCUACAAACAUAAUGCAUGUUUUCUGUUUUAUUAUCAAUAAUGGAUAUUUCAUGUAAUAAUAUAAUCAAAUACCUCCAUAUAUUUUGGUGGCAUGGUUGUUUCA
Messenger RNA from Oryza sativa Japonica Group (Japanese rice), 960 nucleotides. RefSeq names its product hydroxycinnamoyltransferase 4. Lineage: Eukaryota; Viridiplantae; Streptophyta; Magnoliopsida; Poales; Poaceae. The record is from RefSeq and is a predicted model, not a curated record. Gene Ontology annotation, molecular function: acyltransferase activity, transferring groups other than amino-acyl groups.